UGGGUAGAGGACACAGAAACUGUUUAUUAUGGAAGAGAUGGAUAUGAUAUUUGGUAGAAAUAAAGAAGAACAUCCAGAGCCCAUAAAAGCUGAGGUGCAAGGUCAGUUGCCCACUUGGCUGCAAGGGAUACUUCUCCGAAACGGCCCAGGGAUGCACACAAUAGGGGACACUAAGUAUAACCACUGGUUUGAUGGCUUGGCUCUGCUGCACAGCUUUACAUUUAAAAAUGGUGAAGUUUACUACAGAAGUAAGUAUCUCCGAAGUGACACAUACAACUGCAAUGUAGAAGCAAACCGAAUCGUGGUGUCUGAGUUUGGAACUAUGGCUUAUCCAGAUCCAUGCAAAAACAUAUUUGCCAAGGCAUUCUCAUAUUUGUCUCACACCAUUCCUGAGUUCACAGACAACUGCCUGAUCAACAUCAUGAAAACUGGGGAUGACUUUUAUGCUACCAGUGAGACUAACUUCAUCAGGAAAAUUAAUCCACAGACGCUGGAGACAUUAGAGAAGGUUGACUACAGCAAAUACGUAGCUGUAAAUGUGGCAACUUCUCACCCGCACUAUGACAGUGCUGGAAAUGUUCUCAACAUGGGUACUUCAAUAGUUGAUAAAGGGAAGACAAAAUACAUUCUAUUUAAGAUUCCUCCCUCUGUGCCAGAAAAAGAAAAGAAGAAAUCUUGUUUUAAACAUCUGGAAGUGGUAUGCUCCAUCCCUUCUCGCUCUCUGCUCCACCCAAGCUACUACCAUAGCUUUGGAAUCACAGAAAAUUACAUUGUCUUCAUAGAGCAGCCAUUCAAACUGGAUAUUGUCAAAAUGGCAACUGCUUACAUCCGAGGUGUGAACUGGGCUUCCUGCCUUGCCUAUCAUAAGGAAGAGAAGACUUGGUUUCACUUUGUAGACAAGGAGACGAAAAAAGAAGUAUCCACCAAGUUUUAUACCGAUGCUAUGGUGCUUUUUCACCAUAUAAAUGCCUAUGAAGAGGAUGGCCACAUUGUUUUUGAUAUUAUUGCCUAUACAGAUGAUAGCUUAUAUGGUAUGUUCUACUUAAAAAACCUGAAUAAAGACUUUGAAGAGAACAGCAAGCUUACCUCCAUACCAACCUGCAAACGAUUUGUUGUUCCUCUGCAGUAUGACAAGGAUGCCGAAGUAGGUUCUAAUUUAGUGACACUUCCAUCUACCGCAACUGCUGUGAGAGAGAAAGAUGGCAGCAUCUAUUGCCAACCUGAAAUACUGUGUGAAGGGAUAGAACUGCCUCGCAUCAACUACAACUAUAAUGGCAAACAAUACAAGUACAUAUUUGCAACAGAAGUCCAGCGGAGUCCAGUUCCUACAAAGGUUGUAAAAUUUAAUAUCCAGACAAAGGAAAUGCUCCACUGGGCAGAAGACCACUGCUGGCCAUCUGAGCCCAUUUUCGUUCCCAGUCCUGAUGCAAGAGAAGAGGAUGAUGGCAUUGUUCUGACCUGUGUUGUGAUGUCUGAUCCAAAGCAAGCACCCUUCCUUCUUGUCUUGGAUGCUAAAACAUUCAAAGAAUUGGGCCGAGCCACGGUAGAUGUAAAAAUGCAUCUGGAUCUGCAUGGAAUCUUUAUACCGGAGAAAGAUUUGAAGACUGAGAUUGAGUAAAAUGCUAUUUAUCCUAUUACAUAGACUGAGACAACCUUCUGCUGAAUGUGGGAUAACUGAAUUCAGGAACAGCCUUAUCUUGUGACAAGAAAUGACUAAAUAUAAUCUCUUCAAAUAACUGUAUGUAAUCUCUCAUAAGAGAUAGCAAUAACUUUUAUUACAAAUAAUUAUAUGCACGACUGGUACAUAACUAUUCCAAAAGAAGAAUGAUCAGUAUUAAGUGCUGAUGUUGUAUACAACUCGUGGGGCAGGGAAUAGGAGACAAAGAUAACAAGAAAUGUUUUAUUUGAGUAGAAUAUAGCUUUCUGCCCAAAUGAAAUACUGUAUUUAUAGGGUGAUGCAUGGGAUAAGUCACAUAUAUCUGCUGGUCAUGUAACUUUCAUGGACUGUUUCAAGACUGCAUCUCACAAUGAAAGUUGUCUCCCAACAGAAAACUUCACGUUAAACUAUCUGCUAUGAUACUAAUAAGUCAUAGCAAUGCAUUCUCUUGGUGCAUAAUUUCUUCAACUCCACCAUAACCAAAGUAUUACAUUGAGGUGCUACAACUUUCUAAUUUAGAACCUAGAAAAACCUGCUUUGCUAAUAAUUUCAUAGUGUAUUUUUCCCUUUUAUGUUGACAAAAACAAGUAACUUGACAUAGAAUAUAUGGUUUGGUGUAGCAUUCAGUUAUACUUUAGUGCUAUUCAAUCUUAAGCAUUUUGUAUUUAAAUCAGUUUUCUUUGAGAAUAUCUGACGUGGUACUUCAUGUAAUUAGAUGAUUACAUUGUGUAAAAGAUAAACAGAAAUGUAGUAUUUAUUAAUAUUGCUAAUAGUCUCUGUUAAUAACAGCAUGUAUAUGAACGAGAGUAGUAUAUUUCUAGCAGAACUCAGAUACACAUGCAGCAAAUUUUUUUUGUUUAGGAGAAAGAGUGAAAGACCUAAUUUAGACCUCAUCUGAACUACACAGUAGCUAAAACUACAAACUAUUGUUGUAUAGCUAAGCAUUUGCUUUAUUGUCUGCUUAGGAACAUCCAUGUUCUGACAUGGGUUUAUUGAUGCUGUAACAGAUGCUUCCUAAUAAAAGUACACAACUCUCAUUCAUAGUCACAAAAAGCACAUUUCAACAGAGAGUUCAAAUGCCAUGACUGGUUUCUGUUAUGGGAAUGGCAUUUCCUAAUCCCUGAGUGUACUUCUGUUUUCUGAUUUGGGACAUUGAUUUUUCUUCAAAUGAGAGCUUUUUUUCUUUGAACUGUAUUUUCUUAUUGUAGGUACCUUUACUGUUGAGGCAUCUUUACCGAUGGAGAAAAAACUAGGUACACAACCAUCCAUUUUAGGUGUUCAUCUGGUCUGUACCUGUCACCACACUACUCAGGUAUCUCUCACUUUUAUAUACACGCUCUCACAGUGUCUCUGCUGCUCACUGUGUUUUACAGGUAGGAAACGGAGUGAAAUCAUUGUCAUUUGCUAUCUCCCCAUCACAUGAGAAACUGGGCUUUGGUGACUUGUUCGUGAUUACUUAAGAUGUUUACAGCAGAGCAGGAAUUGAACCAGUAUCAUCCACAGUUCUUGUUUGCUCUGUAACAUCUAUACCUCCCUUUCUCUGCUUAUGCCUUUGCAGUUUGUAAGUAUAAAGAAUAUACAGGCUAUUUUUAAUGUAAAAAGUCACUGUGGUCAGAUCUAGAGUUAAAAUAUGCAGGUUUGGGCAUUCAAAUGUUUAUAUAUUCCAAAAAAUGGAAAUAAACACUUCAGUAAGGUGUGUUUGCAGUAAUAGUAAUCUUCAGUGUUUUCAAGGCAUAUUACCACUACUACUUAAGAGAAUUUUAUCUUCUAAAGAAAAAAUUGAAUUCCAUUUUUUAAGUAAUACGGAACCGGUACUAGAAUGGAAGACUGACUUCUGAUGUUGGCAAAAGACACCAGCUGUGGGGUUGUUUCUUUUAAUCCGAAAAAGUUUGGAUUUAACAAGUCUCCACAAAUAUUUCUGGAAUUGCAAGGUGGUAAUGAAUCAAAAGUCUAACCAUUAUUAUAGAUUUCCUUUUAAGAGUUUGUCUCCAGAAUUUCUUCUGUAGAACUCAUAGCGUUAUGUUUUUGGAUGAUCAUGAGUUUGGAUACAGGAAUUGCUUGACUUCUGAGGAGCUAACUCUUACUGGCAGAGAUGACAUGACAGGGAAAUAGUCAUCAUAAAAACAAUUUGCAGUCAAGAAAGCAAAUAUGUUGUUUAUGUUCAUGUAGAAAUACUGCAGAAAAUAAAUUGUAAGAACUUGUCUUGGGUAUGAUUUUUUAAACAAAGUGUGCUGUAUU
Molecule: messenger RNA, 3895 nt
Organism: Gavia stellata (red-throated loon)
Lineage: Eukaryota; Metazoa; Chordata; Aves; Gaviiformes; Gaviidae
Gene: BCO1
Product: beta-carotene oxygenase 1
Exons: 11
Coding region: 29-1618 (529 amino acids)
Biological process (GO): retinal metabolic process; carotene catabolic process
Molecular function (GO): carotenoid dioxygenase activity; beta-carotene 15,15'-dioxygenase activity
Source: RefSeq, a predicted model, not a curated record